UGUGUGUCUGUGUGUGUGUGUGUGUGUGAGAGAGAGAGAGAGUGAGAGAGUGAAAAGGCUGAUGUCUGCUGGAGUGUGAAGGCAUGUGGAAGAGAUCUUUUUUUCGACUUGCAGUGCUACGGUCUGACAUAUGAGUCAUUUAACGGAUCCCUACGCACACAGAAUUUCAACUCCAAAAGUCCCUUUUAGCUCGUUUUCAUCGCCAUUCAUGAGUUUGUAAAGAAUACACAAUGUGCUCAAGAGAUGGCAUCUUCAGGACCUGCCUCAGAGGGAUUUACAGUUGCUCCUGGAAGCGUUCAAUAGGAACCAACCAAAAAUGUGCCUGCUGCUGGUUCAGCUUUCUCUCUCUGGUGACCAUCCUGACCCUAGGCUGGAUUUAUAUCUGUUUUGUUGCUUAUAAUGACCGUGAUGAUGUUAACUGGAAGGCCUAUACAUUUCUCAGUGUUUGGGUGAACUGGUUCAUGAUUGUUGUUAUCCUGUCUGCAGUAUUGGCUAUUUACUCCCUCCUUAUCCUGAUAUUUUCACUCGUCCACAUUUCCAUAAAAGAACCUUUGUCAUUACACUGGCUGCAUAAGGUUUUCUUAUUUGUGGGUCUGGUUAUAGCCGCACUUGGCGUAGGUGGAAUGAGCUUCAACUGGAAAGAAGAAUGGUCCACUGUCUGGUUAUCAUUGCAGGCCACAGCUCCCUUUCUGCAUUUGGCUGCUGUUGUCGCUUUGACCAUCAUCAGCUGGCUUGUGUUCCAGAGUUACUACAGAGCUCGUAAAACUGUUUCUAAGCUCUUCAUUAUUGGGGUGUUCAUGGCAGUUUUGCUGGCGGUUUUCCUCAGUCCUCUCUUGAUCCGUAGUCCAUGUCUUACUGAUACACUUCCAACGAAACCCAGGCUUGUGGGCCAUCGUGGUUCACCUAUGCAAGCUCCAGAGAACACUCUUAUGUCAUUCAGGAAAAGUGUGGAGUGCAACGUGGUGGCCUUUGAGACAGAUGUGCAGCUCAGCAAGGACAAUGUUCCUUUUCUAAUGCAUGACCAGGGUAAAAGGUUUCUGGAGAGGACAACUAAUGUGAAAGAUGUUUUUCCAAAUCGAAUGUACAACACAAGCAGUGAUUUUACAUGGGAAGAUCUACAGAAGUUAAAUGCUGGUGAAUGGUUUGUCAAGACAAAUCCAUUUUGGCCAGGGUCUUUCCUUUCGGAAAAUGACGCGUAUCUUGCUCGUAAUCAGAGCAUUCUAUCACUUAAAGAACUCCUAGAUGUUGCAAAAGAGCACAACAUUUUUAUUAUCUUCGACUUGAAGAAUGAGAAUGAUGACUGCAAUAGCACGGUUAAGACCAUACUGAAUUCUAAGAUUCCUCAAAAUUUGAUAUGGUGGCUUCCUUCAAAGUGUAGAGCAGAUGUUAAGAACCAGGCUCCAGGGUUCCUCCAGGUCUACAGCGAGUAUCCCUCAAAGGAAAUAUUUCUUAAUAUUAAAUACAAUGCUCGAAGUACGGAGGAGAUUAGAAAUUUGACAAGCCAUAAUGUGAAAGUGAACCUGUGGGUGGUGAACGAGCGCUGGCUUUUCUCAUUACUGUGGUGUGCAGGGGCCAGCUCAGUGACCACCAACACAUGCCACGUCUUCAAAGACAUGUCUCAGCCUGACUGGCAUCUGGCUCCUUAUGUGUACAGAAUUAUAUGGAUAACUGCUGAUGUGGUAUCAUUGCUGGUGAUGUUUAUCCUGUUUUUUAUCCAAGGGAAAGCAAGGAACCAGAUUUUUGUCCUGGAAUCAGAAAGGACUGUCCCACUUCUUAACUUCUAAGUAGUCCUAACACGGAAGAAAGUACGGAUUGAAUUACUGCUGUAAAUCAGACACACAACUGGGAUAAACGGUGCCAACAGGUGUCUUUCAAUUUACAGGUUUUAAUUUGUGACACAAUAACACGCUCACACAUUCAGUACAGAACAAAACAAAAAGAUUAAAUGUAGUUUUU
Clarias gariepinus (North African catfish) is the source of this 1956-nucleotide messenger RNA. RefSeq names its product glycerophosphodiester phosphodiesterase domain containing 2 (gene gdpd2). Gene Ontology annotation, cellular component: membrane. Gene Ontology annotation, biological process: lipid metabolic process. Bases 231 to 1784 code for a protein of 517 amino acids. The transcript has 15 exons. Lineage: Eukaryota; Metazoa; Chordata; Actinopteri; Siluriformes; Clariidae. The record is from RefSeq and is a predicted model, not a curated record. Gene Ontology annotation, molecular function: glycerophosphodiester phosphodiesterase activity.